AUGACUCGAAAGAAACAGAACUCAGCCACGUCUUCUUCUCUCAGCCAACCACCAUGUGAGUUCAUAGCAAUACUGGAAUCCUUCGGGAUUAAAACUCGGGUUGAAUAUGAGUUUUUGAACUCGGAUCAUGUGGCGAAUUUUCAAAAUUUUGCCAUGCAAAGAACAUUGCCAUCCCGAGAGGAUUUUUUCUUGGCUGAACAUUGCAACCCUGAUCGAACACAACUUGCCAUUUGUUUCACUUGUGAAUCGAGUCAGUCAUGUUCGAUAUCAUCUGGAAAACGAUUGGAUACCAUCACGAUUCGUGUUCAAGCAUUUUACAAGGAUUUCAUCGAGGAUAUCAAACAAUUGCCCACCAGUCCUUAUGAAAUUCUCAAUUCUUUGGUUUCGAUUGUGGAUGUGGAUCAUGAUAGAAAACAUGUGUAUAUUCAAGUGAAAAGGAACAUGCCAGAAUCACUUAAAAGUUGUUUAAAGAGUCGUCACUUGUCAAAAAAAAGUAGCACGAAAACAACCAAUGAAACUGAAUACUGGGAAUUCGAGGAUGGAACACAACGACCUCAAAAUGCGUAUUACAUGAUGGGUAGAGUCGAUAACAAGAGUUGUUUCUUAAUGAAUUUGGACAAGUACUAUUAUCAUAAAUUCGAAGAUGAUGAACACUUCAAACAUUUCAAAUCCAUCAAUGACAUGUAUAGAGCGAGUACAUUGUACAACAAGUGUGACAAAAUGACAAAACAUGGCAAAAGAACUGGACAAGCGAAGGGAAGUAAUGUGAAACGAGUGUUUUUUUCUACCUAUUUUGUUUCUGGUGCUAAGGAUUCCUACAAUAAUUACAUCUUUAAACACACCAUUAUUAGGUCAUGGAGUAAUGACCCCAAUAAUGAAGCAAAUUUAGGAAAUGGAAUAAGCACGUCCCAACAUAUUUACCGACAUUAUAUGGGAAAGGUGGAUUUUGGAUUGUAUGAAAUGGAGUUGAAAAGUUGGAGUACGUUUAAAGCUCAUCGUUUAAUUCAUUGUUUGGAACCAGAGAUUAUACAUAUUGUGACUACUUUGUGA
Molecule: messenger RNA, 1050 nt
Organism: Naegleria lovaniensis
Lineage: Eukaryota; Heterolobosea; Eutetramitea; Acrasida; Naegleriidae
Exons: 1
Coding region: 1-1050 (349 amino acids)
Source: RefSeq, a predicted model, not a curated record